AUGGCCCCGACAAGCAUUCCGGCCCCGUUUGCAGACCCAAUCUGGUAUGCUCGAGAGAGUUCUCCAUACUAUAAUUCGUCGCAUCACCGUCUCCGGGCAGAGAUCCGCGCAUAUGUUGACGAGUUCCUUGCUCCAUAUGCCGACGAAUGGGAGAAGCAGGGCUACGUACCCCCCGAGGUCCUCCAAAGACACGCGGCAAAGGGCUAUGCCGCUGUUUCGAUCUUCCCCCUUUCUAAGGAACACGUUCCCGCCGGUUUACGUUUACCAGGUGGCAUCCCACCACACGAAUGGGACCAUUUUCAUGAUUUGAUCCUGAUCGAUGAGAUUGCGAGGAUUGGAUACCUUGGCGUGAUAUGGGGCCUCUCUUGCGGGAAUAGCAUCGGCUGCCCACCCAUGAUCAAUUACGGCACCCCAGCGCAGAAAGCUCGUUUCCUCCCUGACGUAUAUACGGGCAAGACCCGGUUCUGUCUCGGCAUCACCGAACCUGAGGCGGGUAGCGAUGUAGCUGGGAUCACCACAACUGCGGUUCGGAAAGGAGAUGUUUAUGUCGUAAACGGGGCGAAGAAAUGGAUCACCAACGGGAUAUAUGCGGACUGGUGCACGGCAGCUGUCAGAACAGGCGGUCCUGGGAGAGGUGGGAUCUCCGCUCUGGUUAUUCCCAUGAAAAGCAAAGGUGUCACAUGUAGGAAGAUGGAGAAUUCUGGCGUAAACGCCAGUGGAUCUACCUAUAUAGAGUUCGACGACGUGGAAGUCCCAGUUGAGAACCUACUGGGGAAAGAGAACCACGGCUUCGACAUUGUCAUGUCCAAUUUCAACCACGAAAGGAUCUGGCUCGCAUGUACCAGUCUGCGCAUGGCACGUGUCUGCGCGGAGGAUGCGUACAACUACGCCACGCAGCGUGAAGUCUUCGGCAAGAAGCUGAUCUCCAGCCAAGUGAUCCGCUCCAAAUUCUCCUCCUUCGGCCGCCAGAUUGACCCCGCGUAUGCAUACAUGGAGCAGCUUAUCUAUUGGACCGCUCAUGCGUCCCAGGACGGGAGCAGCCCGGCGGUGCAGAAGAUUCGACACCAGCAGAUGGGAGGCCUGAUCGCGAACCUGAAAGUCAUGGCAGGGCGGGUCUUGGAGAAUGUUGUGCGCGAAUCACAGCAGGUUAUGGGCGGCGCGGGGUAUAAUAAGAGUGGGAGAGGAGCCAGGAUCGAGCAGAUAAGUCGGGAUGUCAGGGUCAUGGUCGUUGGUGGAGGUAGUGAAGAGAUCUUGACCGAUCUAGCCUUAAACCAGGAAGUCAGGGCGUUGACCAUGUCGGCCAAAUUGUGA
This is a messenger RNA of Amorphotheca resinae ATCC 22711, 1311 nucleotides long. RefSeq lists its product as hypothetical. Gene Ontology annotation, molecular function: flavin adenine dinucleotide binding; acyl-CoA dehydrogenase activity. Lineage: Eukaryota; Fungi; Ascomycota; Leotiomycetes; Helotiales; Amorphothecaceae. The transcript has 6 exons. The coding region runs from base 1 to 1311 and encodes 436 amino acids. The record is from RefSeq and is a predicted model, not a curated record.